Molecule: messenger RNA, 9927 nt
Organism: Salarias fasciatus (jewelled blenny)
Lineage: Eukaryota; Metazoa; Chordata; Actinopteri; Blenniiformes; Blenniidae
Gene: sptb
Product: spectrin, beta, erythrocytic
Exons: 36
Coding region: 89-7603 (2504 amino acids)
Cellular component (GO): spectrin
Molecular function (GO): structural constituent of cytoskeleton; phospholipid binding; actin binding
Source: RefSeq, a predicted model, not a curated record
GACGUGGAGUGCCACGCUCCUCAGCCGGCUCCAGAGGCGGUGUGUUGUUGUUGUUGUUGUUGUUGUUGUUGUGGUUUUGGGGGUCAGAAUGAGCAGCCCGUGCCUGCUGCGCGCCGCCCCGAUAAGCCAGCCCCGGCUCCGAGAGGUCAAGAUCAGCCUGAAGGCCAGCAGCAGGGAGGCUGCGGCCGUCCGGAGCGGCGGUGGAGGGACCAAGGAGGCCGCCGGCCGGCCCUACGCCCCGGCGGAGCGCGAGCCCCCGGCCAGGGUCGGGGUGAGCAGCAGCCGGAGCAGGAGCACCCCUCCGGUGCACCGGGCCCAGAGGCAGGACAGCAGGAGGACGGCGAGGGCGGGCGGCGGCGGCGGCGGCAAGCCGCAGGAGCCCGAGCAUCACCCGGAGAGGAAUGGCACGCUCCUGCACGUCCCGCUCGCCGCGGCGCCGGCGGGACUCUCCACCUUCUCCUCGUCCUCGUCCUCGUCCUCGUCCUGCACCCCCAGACGUCAGCGGACCUCUCACCCCCACCCUCCCCCCGCCCCCGUCCUCUCCACCUCCUCCUCGUCCUCCUCCGCCAAGAGUAUGAAGCGAGCGCGCUGGCUGAGCUACAGCACCUCCAACAUCUGCUUCAACUCCAUCCUGGACGGGCGCUUCAGGCAGCUGCAAGAUGAGCGUGAGGCGGUGCAGAAGAAGACCUUCACUAAAUGGGUCAACUCCAUCCUGUCCCGGGUCGGCUGUCGCAUAUCUGACCUCUACUUGGACCUGCGGGAUGGACGGAUGCUCAUUAAACUGCUGGAAGUGCUGUCUGGUGAACGGCUGCCAAAACCCACUAAAGGCCGGAUGCGAAUCCACUGUUUGGAAAAUGUGGACAAGGCGCUGCAGUUUCUCAAAGAGCAGAGGGUCCAUCUGGAGAACAUGGGCUCUCACGACAUCGUCGACGGCAACCACCGCCUCAUCCUGGGACUCAUCUGGACCAUCAUCCUGCGCUUCCAGAUCCAGGACAUCAUCGUGGAAACGGGCCAGGCGGACCAGAAGGAGACGCGCUCCGCCAAGGAUGCUCUUCUUCUCUGGUGUCAGAUGAAAACUGCGGGAUACCCCAACGUCAACAUAACAAACUUCACCACCAGCUGGAAAGACGGCAUGGCCUUCAACGCGCUCAUACACAAACACCGGCCAGAUCUGUUGGAUUAUAACAGUCUGAAGAGGUCCAACCCGACGCACAACCUGCACAACGCCUUCAACGUGGCGGAGCAGAAGCUCGGCGUCACCAAACUGUUGGACCCGGAAGAUGUGUUCACGGAGAAUCCAGACGAGAAGUCCAUCAUCACGUACGUGGUGGCAUUUUACCACUACUUCUCCAAGAUGAAGCAGCUCGCCGUGGAGGGCAAGAGAGUCGGAAAGGUUCUGGAUCACGCCAUCGAGACGGAGAAGAUGAUUGAUAAGUACGAGACUCUGGCGUCGGACCUGCUGACGUGGAUCGAGCAGACCAUCAUCGUGCUGAACAACCGGAAGCUCGCCAACUCGCUGACGGGAGUGCAGCAGCAGCUUCAGGCCUUCAACACGUACCGCACCGUGGAGAAGCCGCCCAAGUUUCAGGAGAAAGGGAACCUGGAGGUGCUGCUGUUCACCAUCCAGAGUCGGAUGAGGGCCAACAACCAGAGGGUUUACACGCCUAAAGAGGGAGCCCUGGUGGCAGACAUCAACAGGGCCUGGGAGCGUCUGGAGAGGGCGGAGCACGAGCGGGAGCGCGUCCUGAGGGACGAGCUGAUCAGGCAGGAGAAGCUGGAACAGAUGGCGAGAAGAUUCGACAGGAAGGCGGCCAUGAGGGAGACCUGGCUGCUGGAGAACCAGAGACUCGUGGCCCAGGACAACUUCGGCUACGACCUGCCAGCGGUGGAAGCAGCAAAGAAGAAGCAUGACGCCAUUGAGACGGACAUCGCCGCGUAUGAGGAGCGUGUUCAGGUCCUGGUGGACAUCUCCAAGGAGCUGGAGUCCGAGCGGUAUCACGACGCCAAACGGAUAGACGUGCGCAAAGACAACAUCCUGCGCCUGUGGGACUACCUGCAGGAGCUGCUGAAGGCCCGAAGAGCUCGUCUGGAUAAGAACCUGACCCUGCAGAGGAUCUUCCAGGAAAUGCUGCACAUCAUCAGCUGGAUGGACGAUAUGAAGGCUCGGCUGCUGUCGCCUGACUUUGGGAAGCACUUGCUGGAGGUGGAAGAUUUGCUACAAAAACAUGCUCUUGUAGAGAAUGACAUCGCCCUGCAGGCAGAGAGGGUGCAGAACGCCAGCGCUGCGGCGCUCAAGUUCGCCAACGGAGACAGUUAUAAGCCCUGCGACCCCCAGGUGAUCCGGGACCGGGUGCAGCACCUGGAGCUGUGCUACCAGGAGCUCUGUGCUCUGGCCGCCCAGAGGAAGGCUCGGUUGGAGCAGUCUCGCCGCUUCUGGAACUUCUUGUGGGAGGUGACGGAGCUCGAGAGCUGGAUCAGGGAGAAGGAGCACAUCUUCUCCUCCCUGGACUACGGAAAAGACCUGACGAGCGUGCUGGUGCUCCAGAGCAAGCACAGCGCUUUCGAGGACGAGCUGGGGGCCCGCAGAGCCAGCCUGGAGCAGGUCUUGAGCGAGGGGGACAAGAUGAUCCAGGCCAAGCACUUCGGCUCCCCAAAGAUUCAGGAGUGCAUGGACAGCAUUAAGAGGCAGUGGCAGCAGCUGGAGGAGCUGGCCGCGUUCCGCAAGCAGAACCUGCAGGACACUCAGACCUUCUUCCAGUUUCAGGGAGAUUCUGACGAGCUCAAGGCCUGGCUGCUGGACGCCAAGAGGCAGAUGACCAGCGAUGAGGUCGGCCACGACGAGUACACGACGCAGCGGCAGCUGAAGAAGCACAACAACUUGAAAAAUGAAACGAUCAAGAACGGAGCCACCAUCGAAGCCCUGUCCAAACAGGCCGGCGGGCUGCCAGAGGAGCUGCAGAACACCCCGGACAUCCAGAGACGCCUGAAAGACAUCAAGGACCUGUACAUGGAGCUCAUGUCUCUGGCUGACCUGAGGCAGAAGAAGUUAGACGACACCAUGGCUCUGUACACCAUCUUCAGCGAGACGGACGCGUGUGAGCUGUGGAUGGGCCAGAAGGAGACGUGGCUGGUGGGACUGGAUGUGCCAGAAAAGCUGGAGGAUCUGGAAGUUGUACAGAACAGGCUCAGCAUUUUAGCCCAAGAAAUGACCAAUGUUCAGUCAAGAGUAGACAACGUCAACAAAGCUGUGAAACAGCUUGAGGACAGCAGACACCCGCGAACCAGAGAGGUCAAGGAAUGCCAGGCGCGACUGAACAAGAGGUGGGAGGCUUUCAAGGCCAUGGUUGAGGAUAAGAAAAGGAAGAUAGAUUCUGCCCUCAGUCUGCACAACUACGGGCUGGAGUGCGAUGAGACGGAGGCGUGGAUCAAAGACAAGACGCGGGUGAUUGAGUCCACGCAGGAUUUGGGCAAUGACCUGGCAGCGGUCAUGACCAUCCAGAGGAAGCUGUUCGGCAUAGAGAGAGAUUUAGCGGCCAUCGACUCCAAGCUCACCUUCCUGAGGAAAGAGGCCGACCAGCUGGCCCAGGACCAUCCCGAGAACGCGGCGGACAUCCUGGCCCGCCGAGGGGAGCUGGACGCAGCCUGGGACACGCUGAAAAAGACCCUGAAAGACAGGGAGGACUCUCUGGGCGAGCUCAGCAAGCUGCAGACUUUCCUCCAAGACAUGGACGACUUCCAGUCCUGGCUUUUCAAGACCCAGAAGGCCGUGGCAUCGGAGGAGAUGCCCGCGUCGCUGCCGGAGGCCGAGGAGCAGCUGAGCCUCCACGACGCCGUGCGCGAAGACAUAAACAACCACGAGGAGGACUACCACCGCGUGAGGGACACCGGAGCCCAGGUCACCCAGGGGCAGGAGGACGACCCUCAGUACCAGCAGCUGCAGCAGACGCUGACGGGUUUGGACCGGGGCUGGAUCGAACUCCAGAAGAUGUGGGACAGCCGCAAGAACUUCCUGGACCAGUGUGUGGGCUUCCAGCAGUUCGUGAGGGACGGCAAAGCCGUGGAGGCCAUCCUGAACAACCAGGAGUACACGCUGGCGCACAUCGACAAGCCGGACACUCUGGCCGGGGCUGAGAAGGCUUUGAAGAAGCACGAGGACUUCGUGAGCACCAUGGAGGCCAACGAGGACAAAAUCGACGGCGCCCUGCAGAGCGGACGGCGGCUGGUGGACAGCAACAACAUGUACUCUGGCAAAGUGCAGGAGAAGAUGGACUCAGUUCAAGACAGGCAUAGUAAGAAUAAAAGAAGAGCCGAGGAGGUGUCUGAAAAGCUCAGGGAUAACCGGGACCUGCAGCACUUCCUGCAAAACACUCAAGAUCUGACGGUGUGGAUCAAUGAGAAGAUGCUGACAGCGCAGGACACGUCGUAUGACGAAGCCAGGAACCUCCACAGCAAAUGGCUCAAGCACCAGGCCUUCAAGGCCGAGCUGGCCUCCAACAAGGACUGGCUCAACAAAGUGGAUCAGGAGGGUCAGGAGCUCAUGGAGUCCAAGCCGGAGUUCGAGCCUAUUGUGAGGGAGCGUCUGGCCAAGCUGCACGAGCUGUGGGACAAGCUGGAGUCCACCACGCAGGAGAAGGACCGCCUGCUGUUCGACGCCAACCGCUCCGAGCUGGUCGACCAGAGCCUGGCCGGCAUGAAGAAGUGGCUCGGCGAGCUGCAGCAGCAGAUACAGAGCGGGGACGAGGACGUCAAAGACCUGACCAACGCCAACAUCCACCUCAAGAAACACCAGAUGACGGAGAACCAGGUCCGUGACCGGGGCCGCGAGCUGGAGGAGCUCCAGGAGGCCGUCAGGAAGCACGGCGGCAGCAGGGAGGACCAGCCGGAGCUGGAGGCCGAGCUGCAGGCCCUGCAGAGGGACUUCCAGCAGCUCCUCACGCCGCUCGCCCAGCGAAAGGGCAAACUGGAGGCCGCCAAGGCUGUCCAUCAGUUCUACAGAGACCUGGCCGACGAGCUCCUCUGGAUUGAAGAGAGGAUGCCUCUGGCAACGUCGCAGGAACAUGGGAACAAUCUCCAGACCGUGCAGAUGCUGCUGAAGAAAAACCAGACGCUGCAGCGGGAGAUCGAGGGCCACCAGCCCCGCAUCGACGAGGUUCUGGAGCGUGGAAGGAGGAUGGCGUCUGCCGCCGGCGCGGAGAGCAGGCCGGAGGCCAGCCGGAUCGCGGCCCAGCUGACGGAGCUGGAGGAGGCGUGGGCCCGGCUGCAGGACGAGAUGAGGAAGCGGCGGGAGCGGCUGAACGGCUCCAGCCUGGCGCAGCAGUACUACAACGACGCCGACGAGGCCGAGGCCUGGAUCGGCGAGCAGGAGCUGUACAUGAUCGCCGACGAAAAGGCCAAGGAUGAACAGAGUGCCAUGCUGAUGCUGAAACGCCACACCAUCCUGAAGCAGGCCGUGGACGACUAUUCCGACUCCAUCCAGAAGCUGGCUGACCGUGCCCAGAAGAUGUUUGCAGAGGACCGUCCUGACGGCGAGGAGAUCAUCAGGCGACAGGGCCAGGUAGAUAAGCAGUAUGCGGGCCUGAAGGAGCUGGCGGAGGAUCGCAGGAAGAAGCUGGACCACACCUAUCACCACUUCCUACUGAGCCGAGAGGUUCAGGAUCUGGAGCAAUGGAUCGCCGAGAGAGACGUGGUGGCUUCCUCUCAGGAGAUGGGCCAGGACCUGGACCACGUGACGCUUCUGAGGGAUAAGUUCAGAGACUUUGCGCGGGACACCGGGAUGAUCGGCCAGGAGCGAGUGGACAUGGUCAACCAGACGAUAGACGAGCUGAUCGAAGCCGGUCACAGCGAGGCCGCCACCAUGGCGGAGUGGAAGGACAGCAUCAAUGACAGCUGGGCCGAUCUGCUGGAGCUCAUCGACACCCGCGCUCAGCUCCUCACCGCAUCCUACGAGCUGCUCAAGUACUUCGAUGAUGGGAAGGAGCUGGUGGCGCAGAUCUAUGAGAAGCAGAAAGAGCUGCCCGAGGACGUGGGCGAGGACUUCAGCAAAGCCGAAUCCUUCCACAGGAUGCACGCCGCCUUUGAGAGAGACAUCACCGCUCUCGGCAAACAGGUGCAGCAGUUCCAGGAGACUGCCUCCAGGCUUCACGCCCAGUACGCGGGAGACAGGGCGGACGCCAUCCAGGCCACGGAGCGGGAGGUGGUGGAGGCCUGGAAGGGCCUGCUGGACGCCUGCGACGGCCGCCGGGCGCAGCUGGUGGACACGGCAGAGAAGUUCCGCUUCUUCACCAUGGUGCGGGACCUGAUGGCCUGGAUGGAGAGCAUCAUCCAGCAGAUAGAAACCCAGGAGAAGCCCAGAGACGUCUCCUCCGUGGAGCUCCUGCAGAAGUACCACCAGGGGAUCCGCUCGGAGAUUGAGGCCCGGGGAGCCAAAUUCACUGACUGCACAGACCUCGGCAAAGCCCUGCUGACGCGCAAGCACCGAGACUCUGCUGAGAUCAAAGAGAAGUUGGUGCAGCUGAUGGAGAAAAGGAAGGAGAUGAUGUUCAAGUGGGACGACAGAUGGGACUGGCUCAGGCUCCUGCUGGAGGUGUGCCAGUUCGCGCGCGACGCCUCGGUGGCGGAGGCCUGGCUGGUCGCUCAGGAGCCGUACGUGACCAGCAAGGACUUGGGCCACACCGUGGACGAGGUGGAGAAGCUCCUCAAGAGGCACGAGGCCUUCGAGAAAUCCACCGCCACGUGGGAGGAGCGCUUCUCGGCGCUGGAGCGGCUCACCACGCUGGAGUUGUUGGAGUUGAGGAACCAGCAACAGGAGCUGCAGGAGAUGAUUAAAGACGAGCAGCGCUCGGAUAAAGACAGCAGGAGAGAAGACACGGGCUUUGUGGAGGAAUCCUCGCAGCUCUACACUAUCGAGGAACAGACUCUGUCCGGCGCAGCCGAGCCCAGCUCGGGCCUGCCGGAGGCGGCGGCCGGCGAGUCCACGGCGCCGGCGGUGUCGGAGAUGAGGGAGAGUGCUUCCCUGGACCUGGAGCCCUCGGUGUCGGCGGUGAUCCCCAGAGAGCCGGAGAGGGCCGCCACCAUGCCCCUGGAGCCCCUCCGAGCCCAGGCGGUGCUGCAGGAGGGCAUGCUGGGACGCAAGCUGGAUGUUGAAGGCUCCGGGAAGAAAGCCUCAAACAGGUCGUGGAACAGCCUGUACUGCGUGCUGAAGCCGGGGCAGCUCUCGGCCUACAAGGACGCCAAGAGCUUCGGCCACGGCGUGACGUUCCACGGCGAGGACCCCCUGAACCUCAGCAGGGCCUCCUGGGAGAUCCUCAGCAACUACAAGAAGAAGAAGCACGUCGCUAAACUUCGCCUCGGAGAUGGCAGCGAAUACUUGUUCCAGUGUAAAGACGAGGAGGAGCUCCAGCGCUGGAGCCAGGCCAUGGAGAAGGCCGUGCAGCCGCUGGCAGCCGAGGAGGCGUCGGGGCCCCCGGGGGCCCGAGCCCACAGCCUGCCCGCCCCUCCCCCCUCCUCCUCCGCCGCCUCCUCCCCCCCGGCCGCCGCCCCCGAGCCCGGCGCCGCCAAGAAAGACAAGGAGAAGAAGUUCAGCCGCUUCGCCAAAAAGAAGUGAAAACGAUGGGAAGGCCACUGGGAGGAGGGGUUGCCAUGGCAACCUGGGAGGAGAGAAAGUAGUAUUUGUGUACAAUCGAUCAGAGCGAGCUUUUUAUCACUCCAUUUUUUUUUAUAUAUAUAUUAUUUUGUUUGAGUUACCAGACGUCUUGUAGUUUAGGUUAAAGCCAUCACUCUUCUGCCUGUAUGACGACAAAGGUCCACCUUUUUUUCCUUCUUUCUUCGUGUUCUUUUUAACAAAACGCCAAAUUCAACGCAUCAAAUUAAAGCACAGGAAUGCUCCUUUAGCACUCAACCAAAGAAUGUUUGUAAAACUUUUCCUUUUCUUAAUUUUCGCCGCGAGUUUUGCUUCGAUUCUAGCCGUGUACGACGCGAAGGCUUGCACUGAGCGUAGGGGUGACUGGAAGAGUACCGAACGGCACCUUCAUCAAUAUGCCUUAUAAAAUGGUUGUGAACUGUAAUACUGUGCUGUUUGGAUUCGGAACGCUAAAACGCUUUCUCACAACGCCGGGGGUGAAUGAAUCUAAUGGGCUCCGGAAAGCUUUGUAAAACGCUGCGUCAGGGUCUGGGGAUGGGUAAGUGGUAGUGCAGUGCUGUACAGUGCACACACAAACACACAAACAUAUACAUAUACAUACACACACGCCAUGUGUAAUUGCAGAUAUGCAAACGAAACGCUCUAUGCACUGUGAAGGGUUCGACCUCAACUGUGGCAGAACUUGAAUUAUAGUCAACACGUGUACCGAACUCUUAAUUUCAUAUCUAUUCAUUACCAUAUAUACAUAUACAGUAUAUAUAUAUAUAUAUAAAUAUAGAUAUAUAUAGAUAUAUAUCUCCAGAUGCAUGAGGUAUGAUUUAGUUUGAUAUGGUGCUAUUGUGAUAUUUCUGAAACUUCAAGCAGGACCUGCCUGAUUCGGCUACAACUUGACACACGUGGAAGAAGUGUGUGUUCCAGUGUGUGUGUGUGUUUCAGAGGGGUGUUUCAUGAAGCUGCUGCCAGAGAAGCAGGGAUUGUAUUUUUUUUUUUGGUGUGUGUUUUUUUGGGAAAAAACAAAAAACCCCUCAAAAUAGAAAGUGCAGCUUGCAGCCGCAUGAGAGGCAGGUUAAUGCAGAAAUGAGCAAAUCUACCCUUAAAAACAAAACAGUCUCAGUGAAAGAGUGUAGCAAACACACAAACUAAAGCAAUUCUGUAUUCUACAUCAGACAGGACCUGGGAGUGCAAGAACUUCAGACACACAACACAAACUCAGUGAACCACCUUCGCCACUCCAGGGAUUGUUUCAUGUAGAACCGUUGGUACCAGAGCUCCUCAUUAUUCAUUUUCCACUCCUGACCUGUUAGAAUAAGCCUAAUUUAACAGGCGAUUCUCUUUAUAAAACACCCUUCUGGUCUCACAAGCUCGAUUUCCAGGGUGCAGCAGUUUAGCAACCUGUAACUGAACCAUAUUGAAAAGCGUCCCUGAUGAAUGAAUUAUGAAUGUAAGGGAAGAAAUGAUUUCAAUCGCGAGGCAUUAUCAUUUAUACAUACAGGGUAUAUAAUAUAGAGUCUGUACAGUGUGGCACUGUAUUUAUAGAUCAUUUAUCACCCGGGUGGUGUCUCUCUCUCUCUCUCACACAGUCUCCCACUGCCGCCUUGCCUUGUACUGUGGGCUCUGUCCCCGACCGACGAUCCAACUCAAGUGACCUCAAUGACAGAGGACCGUUGGGCUCACCGUUUUCUAAGAAAAAAAAAUGUAGCGCGGCGGUGAUCUCGGUUCAGAUUUACAACCCCGAUCUGAGCACAAAUUAAAAGGUGUUCGGCCGCAGGUCGUCCGCCGCUACGCUACGAGUACUUUCCUCAGCCACGAGCGCACCUUGAAGUGUUUUGUUUUUUUUCUUUUUUGAGAGCCUUGCAUCACAUGUAUUGGGUCUUGUUUCUGUUGGUCACCAUAUUUAACACCUUCACUCACUCCGUUUAUUCCUCCACCACGACUUACCUACCUGCCUUUUUCUGUUUCAGUGGUUUUUAAUCUGCAUUUUGUACUCUCUAGCUAUGUAAAAUAUCUCCAAAAAAAAAAAUAAAAUAAUGUUGACAGGAAACAUCAGAUAUGUUUUGAAAGAAUAAAGUUUAAAAUUUACUUCUGGAACUAAACAAGUGGUUUUUAUUCUUGAAUCUUUAAAAACAACACAAAGAAGUGCAAUGCAGUGAAUUUCAGAACUGAUUUAUUGAGUACAAACAGUUGAACAGACGCAGCCAUGAAACAACAGUCAUCUGUUAGAGCGAGCUCGUUUCUGAGGAGACCAGAUGUAUAUGAACAUUCUCAAUGCAGACAAAAAAAAAAAAAAA